Molecule: messenger RNA, 171 nt
Organism: Didymosphaeria variabile
Lineage: Eukaryota; Fungi; Ascomycota; Dothideomycetes; Pleosporales; Didymosphaeriaceae
Gene: RPS29
Product: 40S ribosomal protein S29
Exons: 3
Coding region: 1-171 (56 amino acids)
Biological process (GO): translation
Cellular component (GO): ribosome; cytosolic small ribosomal subunit
Molecular function (GO): structural constituent of ribosome; zinc ion binding
Source: RefSeq, a predicted model, not a curated record
AUGUCUCACGAAUCCGUCUGGUACUCGCGCCCGCGCACCUACGGCAAGGGCUCCCGCGAGUGCCGCGUCUGCACCCACCCUGCUGGUCUUAUCCGCAAGUACGGUCUUAACAUCUGCCGUCAGUGCUUCCGCGAGAAGAGCGCCGACAUUGGUUUCGUCAAGCACACGUAA